AUUGUGACCGUUUCACACCAUUUCGCUCGCUGGUGUAUCGCGUAGAGUCGAAACGGUGCUAGUGUGGUUUUUUUAGCUUUCUCCGUUUACAGGUUGCCGUUCGGCGUCGGGAGGAGUAACUUUCUUUUGUGUGCAGCGUUUGUUUCCGGAGGAAGCGGAGUGAUCAGUUACAAAGUGCGCCAGAUCUGAGUGUUUUCACUCCAAGUGUUAUAGUUCAUAUAGACAGUCCGUGCUUGGUUGUUUAAAUCCUGUCCACGAUGAGGUUGUUCGUUUUGGCGGUCGCCACCCUGGUGGUCCUCCAUGGGUACGUGGAGUGUAAGAAUGCAACGACGAGCCCCACCGGCACAACAAAGGCGAAACCAGCGACGACUACGAAAUCGGGCGCACCGUUGGCCACCACGCCAGCGACGACGAAACAGUCCACCGAGCCGAAGCAACCGGGCAGCGAUCGGGAGGCGCGCGGCAAGCGCACGCUCGAGUUCGGCAACUUCGGCAACGGCAACGGCUACAACUACUACCAGACCGUACCGGCGCACACGGCCCAGCGCCGCGUGUCGCACGCGUACCAAGACCCGGGCCAGUACAACCACUACCAGAGCAACUACAUCCAGCCGCAGCAGUACUCGUUCCAGCACCAGCACUCCGGAUCGGCACUCGGAUCCUCUGGGGGUUUUCAAGGAUUCGAAGGUGACAGCAGCAACAGCAUCGGCAGCUUCCAGUCGCUUCCACCGGUAGUGCAUCCGCACUACAUCGAGCCGCCGGAGCCAAUCAUCGAGAUCAUCAUCAAGGAGAGCAACGAUUCGCUGCCACUCGACGCCCAGACCAUCCUGCCGCCGCAGAAGCGCAAGAAGGAGGAGGUGCAGGUGUUCUACGUGAAGUACCACAAGGACGAGAAGAACGGGCAGCUCGUGCUGGACGACCCGCUGCCGGCCAUCAAGCCCAUCCCGGACGAGAGCGAAGAGGAGGUGGAUCCGUCCCAGGAGCCGAUCAUCGUAACGCCCAGCCCACCGCUCAAGACGACGACGCUGCGCGCGGUCAUCAACCCGGACUCGGAGAAGUACCACAGCAACAGUGGCAUUCGCAUCUCGUUCGGCGUGGAGGACAAGCACCAGUCGGGCCAUCAGGUGUCCGAGUCGGAGAGUGAGUCGGUGGCGCAGCCGAUCGUUGCGCUGCCCCAGCACGCGGUCGAUCAGCGCUCCAAGUCGGACGUGUUCUUCCAGCAGCACCAGCAGUUUGUGCAGCAGCAGCACGAUCGUUCGGUGCGGCAGCACUAUCAGGCGCUGCCACCGGUACAGCAACAUCAGCCACCACCGCAGCCGCAGCCGCAGCAGCAGCAGUUCCAUCAUCAGUAUAAUGUGCAGGCUCAGCAACAUCAGUAUCAUCAUCAAGCGCCACCACCACCACCGCAAGCUCAGCCACUUGUGCAGCAGCAUCAGGAGGCGCAAAACUUUGGACAGCAGCGAUUUGCGCCGGCCCCUCCGCAACAGUACCGUGCGCAGCCACCGCCACCACCGCAGCCCCAACCGCAGCCACAGUUCCAGCAGCAUCAGCAGCAUCAGCAGCACUACCAGCAUCAGCACUACCAGCCACAACCGCAGCCGCAGCCGCAGCCACCGCGUGUUGUGUACCAGCAGGCUCAGCCUCAGCCACAGCCACAGCCACAGCCACAGCCACAGCAACAGUUCCAGUACCGUGGACCGUACACGCAACCCCAGCCGCAACAGCCCCAACCGCAGUACUUCACGCAGCAGGCGCCAGUGCCUCAACCACGUCCGCAGCAGGUUCGUUUCCCGGCCCCACCGCAGCAACAGCCGCAGCCGCAGCCAAAUUAUUAUCAGCCCCAGCCGCAACCGCAACAGCAACAGCCGCAGUUCCAGCGCCAAGAGUACCAGCAGCCGAAACCGAUCCCAAUUCCGCUGCACAACAUCAACCAGCAGCCACCGCUAAGGCAGCAGUAUCAGCCGCAGCAACAGCAGCCACAGCAGCCGGCCCAACAGCAACCGAAGCCACAGUUUAACCAACCGUUCACCAACUUCUACAAACAGCAGCCUCAGGUACAGCAGCAGCAACAGCAGCAGCAGCAGCAACAGUUCCGUAAACCUGUACCACCGCCACCGUCCAGCCUGCAGCAGCCACCGUUCCUGGCGGCGCGUCCACCACAGCCACCACAAACGCCCACCUUCCAGCAGCAGAACGAACGACCCAACUACUACGAUGUGCCCCGCCCCGUACAGGGUGGACUGGUGCAGCAGGCAGCACCGAACCUGGGUCCCACCCGCGCACCGGAACAGCCGAAGGGUUCAUCCCUCUCCAGCCUUACCAACAACGAGCAUCUGGCAAACCUGAAGCACGUCCUGCCGGCCGGCGGCGAACUGGUACCGUCCGUAUCGAAGUACGAAAAGCACAUCACGGAAACGGUCAGCGGACCGGCAGCAACGUCGCAGCGUCUCUCCGCCGAUACUGGCAACCGGCCUCCGUUCUACAACAUUCAGCCAUCGCAGGAGCUCAUUAGUCACUCGAUCGAACCCACGAUCGAGACGAUCCAGAACAAAAACAUUGGCCCGCUCGCCUCCAGCAUUGGACCGCUGCCGACGCCCCAGAAGUACGUCAACCAGCAGGCAGCGCAGAUCAUUCCGAACUCCGAGCCACUGAACUACCGCGUGGAUCCUCGCUUUAAUGCCAACUUCAACGCGGUGGCGGCACAGGGCAGCAGUACACCGUCCACUGUCGGUACGACCCGUACCACCUACUCGCCGACGUUCUCCACGACUCCGCGCACAACCGUCAAUCGCUACACGGCGCCACCGACACCGACGACGACCGCCUAUCGCACGACGACCACCACGGCUGUACCGCCAACGACCACCACUCUCUCGCCCGCCGAAGAGGCGGCAGUGGAGCAGAAGAAGCAGAAGGCACUGUUCGAGCUGCCCGCCGAGGUGCCGGACGAUCUGCGGGAGCAGCUCCUGUCGUCGGGCAUUCUCGAGAACGCCGACAUCAGCGUGUUGGACUACGAUAAGAUCGGCGAGACGGCGCUGGAGAAUCUGCCGCCGGAGCAUCUGGCCAACUUCUUCAACGCGGGCGGCGGUUCGCAGCUGGCAGGGUCGAGCAAUGUGCUGUCGGUGGUGAAACCGAACGGUGACAAGCUGGCGGAGAAGUUCAUCACCAAGAACUACGACGUGAAGGACAAGCGGGACGAGCGCGAUCGGUACGAAAUUGCACAGCAGGGACAGGAGGGGGCGGUUCAGCAGGCGGAGGAAGAUCAGCCAACGAUCGUGACGAUGCCGGAGCGGCAGAACGUUGAUCUGAAGGUGGUGCGGUUUGAUUCGAACAAUCAGCGCAACGUGACGGAUCGCUACAUUAAGCAGGACUCGACCAUUCUGCCGUCGGUCGAUGUGACCGGGGAGGAUGAGUCGGGUGCGGCGGAUCAGGUGUUUAAUCGCUAUCUGCCGCUGAAGAUCAAUGGUGCCCAGUUCCCGAUUCCCGAUGUGGCGGAGCUGCGCGGUCGUAAGAUUGCGAGCGUGGUUGUGCUGGCGCCGGUGGAUAGUGGAGCGUCGUCGACGGCGGGCAAGAGCGGAGAGAGCGACGAGGGCAGCAGCACGGGCGGGUUUCUGAUCAAUGCCGAGGAGGAUGCGGCCGAGCAGGAGCAGCAGCAGCAGCAGCAGCAGCAGUCGCGGUUCGAGCGCGAUGUGCUGCUCGACUCGAAGAAGAUCAAGUUCAUUGCGGGCGAAGCGCUGAAGCAGCUGAUCAAGAAGCCGUCGAGGGAGAACUUCCGCCGGUGGUUGGACCGCGAGGGCAAGACGGACGUCGAUCUGCAGAGCGUGGUGCUGCUGGUGACGAGGAACGAUUACGACGAGCAGGAAAUCUUCAUGUACGACAUCGCGACCAAGGGCGUGACGCAUCUGAGCGGUGAGCUGUCGGCCGCCUUCGUCCAGGUAGCGGAGGAGAACGCCAAAACGCAAAACUUUGACGAGGUCCCGAUCGUGGACAGUGGAAUUGUCGAGCAGAUGGAAACCAAGACAUCGGGCGAGAAUAGUUCCGACUAUGGUUCGUACGCACUGACCUCGUCCGAGGAGCAGGACGAUCAGGCCCAAGCGUCGGAGCGGAAAGCGAUCUACGUCUAUCCGGAAAACUACCGAGGGUUGGAGGUCAACUCCGGCUACAGUAACAUUAAGAAGUAAGCACUCGCCUCCCGCCCGUGUGUGUGUGAACCCGUGAAAUACCCUUUUCUUUCCUGUUGUGCUGGAAGGAAGAAAGUUCAAACAACUGCGCUAGCUAGGUGACUCCUUACCCCAGAGAUGGAGAGAAACGAACUGCUGCUGCCGGUAUAAGAGUAUAAGAAGAGCCUGUGUUUGACGCUGCAUAAUCAGUUAAAUUCAGGCUCGAUCGAUGGAUUUCUUGGGCAGCAGUAGCGUUUGGUAGAAGAUGACCGUGAGGCAGAGCAUGCAUUAAGAAAUACUCGUUUAGAGAAAGCAGUCAAAAUGCUUGAAUUGCGAACCAGAUGAGAGAGAGAUGGAUGAGAAUGUUGAGGCACGCAACAGUGUGUUCCUUCUCCAGAACGAGAAAGAGGCCAGCAAUGAACCAAUAUGUAGGGGGCGCUUUCGUUCACAAACUGUAAAUAGUAUGCACCGUCGGGGCGAUGUACAUGGGAAACCUGUACACUCCCGACCAAUUAGGUAGGACAAUUGAAGUACUUUAAUGAAAACACAAACCUAAAUCGAAUCCAGAUUUUUCCAAGUUGCCAGAAUUCGUUCGAUCGCGAUCGAUACGAUCGCUGGGGUGAGAGUGCCGUUCUGCAAACGACACACCACUCCUCGAUCGAUCGAUUGCAAUCGAAGAACUUUUGCGAGAAGAAUGUCGUACUAGCCUAGCUAUAUAUACCUACAGUAGAGAGCCGUAACGGAGAGAGAGGACCGAUAAUGUUAGGCAUUUUUUAUUUGUUUUGUUUCCUAUUUGUCUGACGCUCGGUAGGAUCUUUUGUUUUUUAAAGUUGUGUGUUUUGUUUUAAAUUUGUGCAAUACACAUAUUGCAUCCCAUCCGUUUGGCAGUUAAAGUUUUUGAGUAACAAAAUUAUAGGGGGCGCUGCA
Anopheles merus is the source of this 5087-nucleotide messenger RNA. RefSeq lists its product as uncharacterized. The coding region runs from base 258 to 4181 and encodes 1307 amino acids. The record is from RefSeq and is a predicted model, not a curated record. Gene Ontology annotation, cellular component: aryl hydrocarbon receptor complex; nucleus. The transcript is spliced from 5 exons. Lineage: Eukaryota; Metazoa; Arthropoda; Insecta; Diptera; Culicidae. Gene Ontology annotation, molecular function: transcription cis-regulatory region binding; nuclear receptor activity. Gene Ontology annotation, biological process: regulation of transcription by RNA polymerase II.